Molecule: messenger RNA, 1398 nt
Organism: Penicillium nucicola
Lineage: Eukaryota; Fungi; Ascomycota; Eurotiomycetes; Eurotiales; Aspergillaceae
Product: hydrogen/calcium exchanger domain-containing protein
Exons: 2
Coding region: 1-1398 (465 amino acids)
Biological process (GO): calcium ion transmembrane transport; intracellular calcium ion homeostasis
Cellular component (GO): fungal-type vacuole membrane
Molecular function (GO): calcium:proton antiporter activity
Source: RefSeq, a predicted model, not a curated record
AUGAGCUUAAUCAGGCCAGCCGAAAACCUAAACAGUGAUCUGCGCCUCCGCGGGAAUGGCGAGGAAUCAAAAACCGUGAAAGAAAAGCCGUCGCAGAGCAACUCGAUAUUGCCCGUCAACUCGAAUGGCUCCAAGCGACGAUAUGGCCUCUUUCGGGUCAAAUCCGCGGGAGAGAGCGGUCGGACUGGAAUCCACCCGUGGCACCUCCUCAAAGUAUGCUUCAAGAGUGUUUGCACUCUGUCCAUGGUGGUGAACAUCCUAUGGCCCUUUGUCCCGGCGGCCAUCGUGAUGCACUUCGCUCGACCCGAUCUUCAUGUCUGGGUGUUCAGUCUCAAUUACAUCGCCAUGGUGCCCUCGGCAAAUCUACUCGGUUUCGCAGGUGGAGAGCUAGCCAAGAAGCUACCCAAGAUGUUGGGCAUCUUGGUUGAGACGACACUCAGCUCCGUGGUGGAACUGGUCCUUUUCAUGGUGCUAUUGCACAAUCAUGACAAAACCGAACAUGCCAAUCUGAUCCCCGUUAUUCAGGCCGCGAUCCUCGGUUCCAUUAUGGCAAACCUGCUGCUUUGCCUGGGCAUGUGCUUCUUUGUUGGUGGUAUCCGACGCGAGGAGCAGGUCUUCCACGAAGCGGUCAGUGAGGUUGGCACGGGACUACUGCUUGUUGCAGGCUUCGGACUUUUGAUCCCUAGUGCCUUUUACUCGGCGCUGCGUGGGAGCGUCAAUGAAGAGUUCACGCUGUAUGAAUUAGGCGAUUAUGCCCUCACAAUUAGCCGUGCCACUUCGGUUAUUCUUCUCGUAGCAUUUUUGACCUACCUGGUCUUCAACCUACACAGCCACAACUCCAUCUUCGACGAAGUCUUAGCGCAAGACGAAGAUAAUGAUGAAGAUAGACACGAAGAACGCGCCAGGGCCAAACUCACGUUGAUCGAGUGCUUCGUUGCAAUUACGGUCUCCCUGACUUGUGUUUGUAUGUCUGCCGUCUUUCUGGUCCAAGAGAUCGAGUUCAUUGUGGCCCGUGGUGUCUCGGACAAUUUCCUCGGUUUGAUCCUUGUCCCGCUGGUCGAAAAGGCUGCCGAACAUCUUACUGCUGUGGAUGAAGCCUGGGAUAACCAAAUUAACUUUGCACUCUUCCACUGUCUGGGCCCUUCUAUUCAGACUGCACUGCUGAAUGCACCACUCACUGUCAUUGUUGGCUGGGCAAUGGACAAGGAGAUGAGUUUGAACUUUGAAAUCUUCAUGGUUGUCCUCCUUGUCCUCUCGAUUUUGGUUGUUGGCAACUUCUUGCGGGAUGGCAAAUCUAAUUACCUCGAAGGAGCUCUUUGUGUUUUGGUAUAUUUCAUCGUGGCUGUUUGCACUUGGUACUAUCCUGGUGUGGAAAUUGCUUCGACGAAUCAGUCUUAA